AUGAGGACGAUCACUUUCAUUGUCUUGGCCUUGAGUGCAGUCAGCUUCUCCCAAGCUGAUGUAAGUCAUGUGGUGAAUGAUGGUCGGUACCACCCUGAACUCUACGGAAGCUACGACGGAAGGUACCUGGCGGAAAGGAAUGGCAAAUACGGCUCGAUCUACAACGCGUAUCAGCCACGGUACUAUCAGGCGCUAAGCCGGGAGCUUUUGACGCCCGUAGACAGCGUCGAACAACCGGUGGCUUUGCCUACAUCAGCUGUGUCAUACCGCACUCCAUUCUCUCCUGUGACUUACCGCCCGAUCGUAUACUCAACCCCGCGGCCGUUCGCUUUAAGCACCAAGGCUCCAAUAGUUUACCAGAAGUCCGUCACUGAGAAGACACCUGUAGUUUACCAGAAGUCUGUCUCCGAGAAGGCUCCUGUAGCAGUUUACCAUAAGUCUGUCUCCGAUGCUGCUGCCACUAUUCUGAGGGAGGACAGGACCUAUGAUGAAAACAAUUACCACUACGCGUACGAAACCAACAACGGCAUUGCUGCCGAAGAGUCCGGAAUUGUUGACGCUUCUCACAAUGGAGUCGGUGGAGGUACCAGGGUUAAGGGAUUCUACGAAUACAUAGGCGAUGAUGGUCUUAAAUACAGAGUAGACUACAUCGCCGACGAAAAUGGUUUCAGAGCAAGCGGAGCUCAUCUGCCCAAAGCCCCUUAA
This is a messenger RNA of Spodoptera littoralis (African cotton leafworm), 705 nucleotides long. Lineage: Eukaryota; Metazoa; Arthropoda; Insecta; Lepidoptera; Noctuidae. The record is from the annotation of a GenBank genome assembly.